Cutaneotrichosporon cavernicola is the source of this 1107-nucleotide messenger RNA. RefSeq lists its product as uncharacterized. The transcript is spliced from 5 exons. The record is from RefSeq and is a predicted model, not a curated record. The coding region runs from base 1 to 1107 and encodes 368 amino acids. NCBI's taxonomy places the organism in Eukaryota, Fungi, Basidiomycota, Tremellomycetes, Trichosporonales, Trichosporonaceae.
AUGGUCGCCCUCCAGGUCUUCACCCUCUUCGGCCUCCUUCCCGCCCUCGCACUUGGCGCCUUUGAGGGACGCCACGUCCAGCCCCACGUGGCUGCCGUGCGCCGCUCGCGCGUCCAGCCCCGCUCUCCCGCCGGCGUUGUCCCGGUUCCUGCCCGUCGCGCCGCCGGUGCCGGCAAGCGUGGAGGUGCUGGCUCGUGCCGCGUACGCCCUACCCCUGCCCACAACGAGGCCGAUGCCGCAUCCACCGUCGUCGCCGCGGCCGAUGAUGAGAACGCGGAGGCUCCGGUCGAACAGCCAAUUGAGCAGCCGACUGAGCAGCCCGCCGAGCAGCCAACUGAGCAGCCAGCCGAGCCUACCCCCCAGCCCGAGCAGCCUGCUGCCUCUCCCUCUCAGGAGCCUCAACCUUCCCCCACUCCCGAGGCCCCUCCUGCCGAGGAGAAGAUUGACCCCGCUUUCACUACUACAAUGCUUGCGCACAGCAACAACGGCCUCCUGAAGAUCGACGGCACCUGCGGCCCCUGCCCGUCGACGCCCAACGAGCCUAACGGUGCCCAGUGGUGGCUUGACUGCGGCCUCGACGAUGGCGGCUGGGCUCCGCCCCACAUCACCCUCGACCAGGUUGUCUACACGGACCUGACCGGCGAAGGCAUCUUUGCUCCCUGCACCCAGUUCUUCGACCAGUUCUACCGCUACGGUGGCGAGUUUGGCAUUCCUCCCAUCAUGCUCGCCGCGAUCGCACUUCAGGAGUCGACGUGUCGCCCUUGGCUCGUCGGUGGUAUCGGCGAGCAGGGCCUCAUGCAGCUCCUCGGUGUCAAUUGCGACGGUGCGCCUGGUGGCAACUGCCAGGACGUCGACUUCAACAUUCGCCGUGGCGCCGAGUACCUUCGCGGCCGCAUCGACGCUCAUGGCGGCAGUCUCCUCGCCGGUCUCGGUGCCUACAAUGGCUGGCGCGUCGGCAUCACCGCCGGCGAGGUCUACCAGAUGAAGAACGACGGUCGCUGCUGGGCCCAGCCCAACCUCGACUACAUGCACCAGAUGCUCAACGGCUGGCUCCAGGGCAAGGCCGGUUACGAGCUGGGCAAGUGGUUCAACCGCAACGACUGCUAA